GUGCUUGGCUGGAUCAGGAAUGGUGAAUCGAUGCUGAAUGCAAGCCUUGUCAAUGCGAGCUCCCUCUCUGAAGCUGAGCAGCUCCAGCGAGAGCACGAGCAGUUUCAGCUGGCCAUAGAGAAGACACACCAGAGUGCCCUGCAGGUCCAGCAGAAAGCUGAAGUGUUGCUACAGGCUGGGCAUUAUGAUGCUGAUGCUAUCAGAGAGUGUGCCGAAAAGGUGGCCCUGCACUGGCAGCAGCUGAUGCUGAAGAUGGAGGACAGGCUCAAACUUGUCAAUGCCUCGGUGGCCUUCUAUAAAACCUCUGAGCAGGUGUGCAGCGUAUUAGAGAGUUUGGAGCAAGAAUACAGACGGGAUGAAGACUGGUGUGGAGGUCGAGAUAAACUUGGACCAGCAGCUGAGAUAGACCAUGUUAUCCCUCUGAUCAGCAAACAUCUGGAACAGAAGGAGGCUUUUCUCAAGGCCUGUACACUAGCACGAAGGAACGCCGAGGUAUUCCUCAAGUACAUCCACAGGAACAAUGUCAGCAUGCCCGGAGUAGCAAGCCAUACGAGGGGGCCCGAACAGCAAGUGAAAGCCAUUCUGAGUGAGCUGCUGCAGAGGGAGAACCGGGUCCUUCAUUUCUGGACCCUGAAGAAGCGGAGAUUAGAUCAGUGCCAACAAUAUGUUGUCUUUGAGCGUAGUGCCAAGCAGGCCUUAGACUGGAUCCAAGAAACAGGCGAAUAUUACCUCUCUACUCACAACUCCACAGGGGAAUCAGCAGAAGAAACUCAGGAACUCCUGAAGGAAUAUGGGGAAUUCAGAGUACCUGCCAAGCAAACAAAGGAGAAAGUGAAGCUCCUCAUCCAGCUGGCUGACAGCUUUGUAGAAAAAGGACAUAUACACGCCACUGAAAUUAGGAAGUGGGUCACCACUGUUGACAAACGCUACCGUGACUUCUCUCUCAGGAUGGGGAAAUACCGCUACUCCCUGGAAAAAGCCCUUGGAAUCAAUACAGAGGAUAACAAGGAUCUAGAACUAGAUAUUAUUCCAGCAAGUCUUUCAGACCGGGAGGUAAAGCUGCGAGAUGCAAAUCAUGAAGUCAAUGAAGAAAAAAGAAAGUCGGCCAGAAAGAAAGAAUUCAUUAUGGCUGAGCUGCUUCAGACGGAAAAAGCUUAUGUCAGGGACUUACAUGAAUGUUUAGAGACUUACCUUUGGGAAAUGACAAGUGGAGUGGAAGAAAUACCCGCUGGGAUCCUUAAUAAAGAACACAUCAUCUUUGGAAAUAUUCAGGAAAUAUAUGACUUUCAUAACAACAUUUUUCUAAAAGAACUAGAGAAAUAUGAACAACUGCCUGAGGAUGUGGGCCACUGCUUCGUCACCUGGGCCGAUAAAUUUCAGAUGUAUGUCACCUACUGCAAAAACAAGCCUGACUCCAGCCAGCUCAUCCUCGAACAUGCAGGGACUUUCUUUGAUGAAAUUCAGCAGAGACAUGGUCUGGCCAACUCUAUCUCUUCUUAUUUAAUCAAGCCUGUCCAGAGGAUCACAAAAUACCAACUCCUACUGAAGGAACUGCUGACCUGCUGCGAGGAGGGCAAAGGGGAACUCAAAGAUGGUCUGGAAGUGAUGCUCAGCGUCCCAAAGAAGGCCAACGACGCAAUGCACGUCAGCAUGCUGGAAGGGUUUGAUGAGAACCUGGACGUCCAGGGAGAGCUGAUUCUUCAGGAUUCCUUCCAAGUGUGGGAUCCCAAGUCUCUCAUUCGGAAAGGCCGUGAGAGGCAUUUGUUUCUCUUUGAAAUCUCUUUGGUGUUUAGCAAAGAGAUCAAAGAUUCUUCAGGACACACAAAAUACGUUUACAAGAACAAGUUACUGACCUCAGAACUGGGAGUGACUGAACAUGUUGAAGGAGAUCCCUGUAAAUUUGCUUUGUGGUCUGGACGAACACCAUCCUCAGACAAUAAAACAGUGCUGAAAGCAUCCAGUAUUGAAACAAAACAGGAAUGGAUCAAAAAUAUCCGGGAAGUCAUUCAAGAAAGGAUUAUCCAUCUGAAAGGAGCUCUGAAAGAGCCGAUUCAGCUCCCCAAGACACCAGCAAAGCAGCGAAACAACAGUAGAAGAGAUGGAGUAGAUGAUGCAGACAGCCAAGGAGAUGGCAGCAGUCAGCCUGACACCAUUUCCAUUGCAUCCAGGACAUCACAGAACACAGUGGACAGCGAUAAGUUGUCUGGAGGGUGCGAACUAACCGUGGUGCUCCAGGACUUCACAGCGGGCCACAGCAGCGAGCUGAGCAUUCAGGUGGGGCAGACGGUGGAGCUUCUGGAGAGGCCGAGUGAAAGGCCAGGCUGGUGUUUGGUCCGGACCACGGAGCGGAGCCCACCUCAGGAGGGUCUGGUCCCCAGCAGCGCUCUCUGCAUUUCUCAUUCCCGCAGCAGCGUGGAGAUGGAUUGCUUCUUCCCUUCAGGAAAAG
Molecule: messenger RNA, 2446 nt
Organism: Cariama cristata (Red-legged seriema)
Lineage: Eukaryota; Metazoa; Chordata; Aves; Cariamiformes; Cariamidae
Product: kalirin
Exons: 19
Cellular component (GO): cytoplasm
Molecular function (GO): protein binding; guanyl-nucleotide exchange factor activity
Source: RefSeq, a predicted model, not a curated record